This is a messenger RNA of Megalops cyprinoides (Indo-Pacific tarpon), 4341 nucleotides long. RefSeq names its product Rho guanine nucleotide exchange factor (GEF) 10 (gene arhgef10). The transcript is spliced from 25 exons. The record is from RefSeq and is a predicted model, not a curated record. Gene Ontology annotation, biological process: mitotic spindle assembly; actin cytoskeleton organization; positive regulation of stress fiber assembly. Gene Ontology annotation, molecular function: guanyl-nucleotide exchange factor activity; protein binding. Gene Ontology annotation, cellular component: centrosome. Lineage: Eukaryota; Metazoa; Chordata; Actinopteri; Elopiformes; Megalopidae. Bases 1 to 3411 code for a protein of 1136 amino acids.
AUGGUUAGACCAUGUAACGCCUCAGCUGACGGUGUCUUUAGUGAAGAACAUCCUGUCAUUAGAGAAGAAGACGCCCUGUCUAAGUGGGUGGCGGACCCUGCGAACACAGCCUGGAUGGAAAGUCCAGAUGAAGUUAUUUAUGAUGACGUUCCCAGGGAGAACUCGGAUUCUAAUACCGAUGCUGAGGAGAUGAUCUACGAUGACGUGGAGCUGGGGGAGGACGGGGGCAGCAGCUCCCUGGAUAACGGCUGGAGCUCCAGCGAGUUCGAGAGCUACGACGAGCACAGCGAUGGGGAGGGCUCGGGCAAGAACGGGCUCCCAGACGCCUUCAUGAGGGGGAGGACCCCGCGGGGCAAGACCCACAUGCAAAAACUGGUGAAGGCAGCGAAAGAGGGAACCAAAGACGGUCUGGAGAAGACCAAAGCUGUGGUGAAAAAAGGCCGAUCACUAAUCAAAACGAAAUCCUUCUGUGCAGAGAGGAAGUCGUCCUGUCUGGAGGAGGAAGGUGACCUCUUCAUUGAGGUGGAGUGUUUCAAUGUGGAGCCAGUGCUGUGCCCCAUGCCAGAGGGUCUGACACAACAGCAGGUGGUGAGGAGAUGCAUAUUGGAAUCAAUAUUAGAAAGUGAAAAGAAUUAUCUAGAUGCACUGAAGCGCAUUUUAGAGCAAUACGAGAAGCCGCUGUUGGAGAUGGACCCCCGGCUGCUGAGCGACAGGAAGCUGAAGAUGACCUUCUACCGGGUGCGGGAAAUCCUGCAGUGCCACGCCCUGUUCCAGAUCGCGCUGGCCAGCCGGGUGGCCGAGUGGGACGCCUCUGAGAUGAUCGGGGACGUCUUCGUGGCCUCGUUCUCCAAGUCCAUGGUGCUGGAUGCGUACAGCGAGUACGUGAACAAUUUCAGCACGGCCAUGGGAGUACUGAAGAAGACGUGCGCCUCCAAGCCCACAUUCGUGGAAUUCCUCAAACACUGCCAGGACAGCAGCAGUGACCGUGUCACGCUCUACGGGCUGAUGAUGAAGCCCAUCCAGCGAUUCCCACAAUUCAUCCUGCUCCUUCAGGACAUGCUGAAGAACACCCCCAUUGGCCAUGCGGACAGACUGCCACUUCAGAUGGCCCUGACCGAGCUGGAGACGCUCGCCGAGAAGCUCAACGAGACAAAGAGAGAGGCCGACCAGCGCUGCGAGAUCAAGCACAUCGCCAAGGCCAUGAACGAGCGCUACCUCAACAAGCUCCUGAGCAGUGGUAGCCGAUACCUGAUCCGCUCUGACGACAUGGUGGAGACCGUGUACAAUGACCGUGGGGAGAUUGUCAAGACCAAGGAGAGACGGCUCUUCCUGCUCAAUGACGUGCUGAUGUGUGCCACAGCUAACAUUCGGGGUAGUCAGGAGGGCAGCGGGGGCGCCGCCCCAGGGCAAAAGCUGCUGCUGAAGUGGAGCGUCCCGCUGAGCCUGGUGGACGUGGUGGAGUUCGGCUCCAGCGAGGAGGCCGGGGACAGCGGCCGUUUCCUCGCCCCGCACUCCGGGGAGAACGUGGUCAUCAAUGCCCGGCCAAACAAGCUGUACAUGGGCCCAGGACAGCUUUAUCAGGACCUACAGAACCUGAUCCAUGACCUGGGGCUCGUCAAACAGAUCUCCAACAUGAUCGGCAGCCUGAAGGGAAACUAUCAGAAUGUAAACUCAGCGGUGGCCCAGGACUGGGUGUCGGGCCUCCAGAGGCUGAUCCUCAGGAAGGAGGAGGAGAUCCGGGCAGCAGAUCGCUGCAGGAUCCAGCUGCAGCUGCCUGGAAAGCACGACAAGUCCGGACGGCCGACAUACUUCACCGCGGUGUUUAAUACAUUCACCCCAGCGAUCAAGCAGUCCUGGAUCAGUAAUUUACAGAUGGCCAAGCUGGCUCUGGAGGAGGACAACCUGCAGGGCUGGUUCUUUGCAGAGGAUGAUGGGAAUCAGAUGAAGAAACAGAAACACCCUCUCCUGCUGAGGCAAAUGCCUGUGGUGAUGUCCAAACUCCAGGAGUUCAAGGUAGAGUGUGCGGUCCACAACCCGGAGCCCCUGUACAGCCCCGAGAGCACCGCGGACACGCCCGCUCUGGGCCACGGCUGUGUUUGGGUGGCCAGCUGCACCAAUCAGAUGGGCCAGAUCUCCGUGGUGUCACUGCAGAGCUCCAACCCCAAGGUGACAGAGUGCUUCAACGUGGAGUCCCGCAUCCUGUGCAUGGUCCACGUUCCCCCAGAGGAAACCGCAUUGGAGGGGGGCGAGGGCCCCGAAAGUGACCCCACCCCAGGGAAGGGCAGCGACACCCCCACGGUCUGUCUGGGGAUGGAGGAGGGGAGUAUUUCGGUAUACAAGAGCAGCCAGCGCUCCAAGAAGAUCCGCCUGCAGCACUUUUUCACACCGGACAAGUCCACGGUGAUCAGCCUGGUGUACAAGUCGCAGUGUUUGUAUGCUGGCCUUGUCAGCGGCUCGGUGGCCGUAUUCUCCAGAUCACCAGACGGCUCCUGGUGCUCCGAUUCCCCAAAGAUGGUGAAGCUGGGGGUGUUGCCGGUGAAGAGCAUGGUGGCUAUGGAGGACCACGUCUGGGCCUCCUCCGGAGGGCAGGUCUUCAUCAUCAGCACCAAGACGCACACGAUCGAGCGGCAGCUGGAGGCCCAUCAGGAGGAGGGCAUGGUGGUGUCCCACAUGGUGGUGGCCGGCGUGGGUAUCUGGAUCGCCUUCAGCUCCAGGUCCACACUGCGCCUCUUCCACACCGAGACACUGGAGCACCUUCAGGACAUCAACAUCGCCACACCUGUGCACCACAUGCUGUCAGGGCAGCAGAGGGUCUCUGUGAGCAGCCUGCUGGUGUGUCACGGCCUGCUGCUGGUGGGGACCAACCUGGGGGUGACGGUGGCCCUAUCCAUCCCUCGCCUUCAGGGCAUCCCCAAAGUUACAGGUCGUGGCAUGGUGUCCUUCCACGCCCAUAAUGGGCCAGUGAAGUUCCUGACAAUGGCGGCCGCAGUGUGCAACCGACCCCCGGGUAGCCCGUCUGGCCCCUCCGCCGGCCCCCCUGCCGACCCCCCUGGCCAACCCGAGGCCCCUGACCAGGCCGCUCCCCAGCCCCGGGAGCGGGGCGUCUGGCUGGGUGAGCCAGGCAGCUCUGGUGCCCCCUCCCAGAACUCCCUGUCCUCCUCCCGCUGCUCACUGGUGCCCUCCCAGGGCUCCCUGGAGCACGGCACCGAGGACGGCGCCAUCUACGAUGUGCUCAACGACCCCGCCCACUCGCACUGGGGCAGGCGCGCCGACAAGGUGACUGUGGGCUCCGUUCUGGCUGUGUCCGGGGGGCUCGGCCACCGCCGGGUCAACCGCAAGACCAAGCAGUCCCGUCAGGAGGAGACCGUGUCCACCAUCAUGGUGUGGCAGAUUCCCCUGGUCAACCUGUGAGAGGCAGCCACCAGCCUGUGAGACUGACAGUGCAGUCCACUGGCAUGCGAGGAUGAGAGGGGCGGCGCUGUUUCUACUUGAAGUCCGUUGUGCUCACUGACUCCCAUGGACUCUCGUCUGACUGAACAAAUCCAUUUAUAAAUCCCCUGGGAAAUUUAACCCUGUUUCAGACUAAAACUUAAAAAGGUGGACUUUUUUAGCACUGUGUUACAGAAUGGCUUGCGAGUGCUGGUUAACUGUUGAACGUGAUCUUCAGAAUGUUGUAUGCGUUGCCUAGCAGUAUGGGGUCUUGACACUCCACACAUGCUCUAGGAUAGGACCAGUGUCUUAAAAAGGUAUUAAGGGAUCAACAAAUUAAAAGUACCACUUGCUUACAGUGGUAGUCUGGCAAAAAAAUACUUUGCAUACAGUAUCAUUAUGUCCUGUUUGAGAACUUCCACUGCUUCUUUAAAGGUGAAUCAGUUGAGACCAUAAAGUCUCAAUUAAAUGCCAUUAACGUCACUGCUUUCAUAAGAAGCAUUAAAAUAGCAGAAUUUAUGCAUUAGCAUAAAUAACCCUGCUAAUUUGUUUUACAUAUCUUUACAUAUCUUUGACAGUAUUACCCAGAGGAGUGUUCUGUCUGUAGUAGGUAAGUUCUCAUCUCCUGAUUGGCCAGGAGACAGAGAGGGACUUCACAAAGAUACGCCAGUAAGCAAAGGAGCUAAGGACCAUAAGACUUGCUGUUUGAAAUUCUAAGAUACAGAAGGGAUCAGGUUUUGUGAAGGGAGGAGAACAAUAUCUUAUUGUGGACCAAUAUUAAACUCCAAAGGUAUAUUUUACUAAGAAUGUUAACUUCUGUUAGAGAAUGUCAAGAAUCUGUGAUUAUUCUCUUCUUUGGUCAACCGAUUAAUUAAAGACAAAGGCUAAUUCAUUGUCACACAAUCUAGUUCA